AUGAGCAACUCAGGCGUAAUAGCUCAGCUCGACUUGCCAGUCAGGUGUUUCUCCCAGCUGGUGAACGUGCGCUGUCAGGGCCUCUCCAGUUCACAGCAUAUCGUCGCCUCCAUCCCCUUCGCCCUCCUCAUCGUCAUCCUUCCCUUCCUUCUCAUCUCAACAUGGAAGAUCCCUCGCGCCUCUCUCCUCCUACUAGGCAUAGAGAUCAUCCUCCACCUCGGCGUACACGCCUGGGACCUCGGAUACUUCCUUCUUCGCCCGAGCUUCUCCAACUUCCGGUCGACCGAUACCGCCCUUGCAAUCGCCUCAGCCACGCCGAUACUGGUAUACCUCCUCGCGCUCACUUCGCACCUCCUCAGCGAUAUCAGGGGGUACCUGCCAUUCUCCCUGCAGGGCAAGGGAUCCAGUAUCGUGUAUGCUGUAUUGAUCGCGCCGCUCAUUCCUCUCGCUUAUGCUGCGAGCCUGCUAGGAGGGUUUGCGUUUGUACAGCAUCGCCAAGUGCGAGGUGCCAUCUUCCUCUCCUUCGCCAACAUCCAGGAAGACUGGGUCAACGCUGUAUUGACCAACAUCGGAACGAUAGCCGCACUCGCCUACAUCCUCUUUGUCGUCCUCCUCGCGCUCAUCCCCCUCCUCCACCCACCCUCAACCUACGCCUACCUAUCCUCCUUCCCCACCCUCCGCCCCCUCCUCAUCUGCACCCUCUCCAUCCUCCUCUCCGGCGCCGAGACCGCCCUUGGUUUCGUCCCGCUCGACGCCCUCGCGCCCACCGUGACCUUCAUCGUCAUCCUCCUGCGGGGUUGUUUACUCCUCCUCAGUCGAGCUGGCGUGAUAGGGAGCCUGAUCUGGGCGUACAGUAUCAAAGAAGAACGGCGGAAGAGGCGGAGUGGGCUCUUCGUGGGUGGACCUAUACAGGGCACGUUCCGCAAGCUCGAUGCGGGCGGGACGACGGACUUUUACGUCGUCCACGCAGAGCAGCAUGGAUUGGGCUCGGGCAGGGCAGCGAUACCGACAGCACCGGAUAAGGUCGUACUGCGCACACCAAGAGCGCAUGCGCCGAAGCUCAGCUUUACCUCUUCGGCGUUUGCAGCCUUCUCUCCGCCCACGCCACUUCGAGAACAACCAUCCCGUACCGACAUGCAUGGACGAUCGCGGGCAAUAGGCGAGAAUAGACCGGACAGGAAGACGAGGAAGAACCUCGGGUCGAUAUAUGCGCCAAAGAGAGUGACGGUCGAUCCCCUCACGCUGGCGCAGUGGCCGCCGACGCCGGUCCCGCCCGAUACUCGACCAGAGAGCGGGACAUUACCCAGUAUAGCGGGUGAUAAUCCAGGCGCGGAGAGAUUGUGGAUUGGCGGAGCGAGGGACGGAGAGGCGAGGCGUGUAGAGAGUAGCCAAGGUACGGCCGACCCGUUCGACGCGUCGAACUCGGACGAUGCGGUCGUCGGGUCGACAAACACUCGACUCGCCUCGUUCGCUUCUUCCUUCUCGCCAGGUCCGUCUCCUACUUCUUCCCGCGGAGAGAUGGGUCUGGCUCGGCUCGGACAAACCCCAUCCCGCCAAACACCCAUCGCGACCGCCAUCACUCCCCCUUCCCCCGGUGCUUCCAUAAUCGCCAUCCCCUCCGCUCCAGUACGCACCAACUCGUAUCGGCGCAAACCUGUCCCGCAAGUGGCCGAGGUAUCCUCCGCACAAGGGUCAUACAGCCCAUCCUCCACCUCACGCCCUGUGCCGGGGCGCAACGACCUAACUCAGCGCAAAAGCACCGCCCCCUCCCCCGUGUCCUCCUACACCCCCUCAGUCUCGGACCACCGCCGGACCCUCUUCUACGCUACGCCCAUGUCCUCCCCUACGACCAGCCCAACAAAGGAAGAAUACCUCUUCCCUCUCCCAUCCAGCCGAGCCGACGGUCGCGGACCGCCAAGCCGCCAACAGUCUUGGCGUCAAGCUCCAGAGUCCGCCACGUUGCCUCAAUACAGCGCGGAUCGGGGCGUUUCACUGAGCGGAUACCAGCGAGACAGCGAGGUGGGCGUCAGAGCGAUGGCGAGCCUGGCGCGCUUAAGGCGGGAGACGGGGAUGGCGCUCGAUGUGGAAAGGCUAGGGAAGCGGAGUCCGGGCGGAGGAAGGGAGAGCGUGAUGACGGGCUUGAGUGUGUUGAGCGCCUCGAGUAGCCCGGGGCAGCUGGGGAAGGAGAGGUAUAGUGGGAUUAGCGGGAUCAGCGGCGUGAGCGACGUGGGUGAGGUCGCGACGCCAACAGCGAGAGCGGGGGAUCUGGAAGAAGAGGAGAAGGGGGCAGGUGCGUGGUGGGCUUAUCCGGGCGAUAGAAGGGUAUAA
Messenger RNA from Dioszegia hungarica, 2328 nucleotides. RefSeq lists its product as uncharacterized. The record is from RefSeq and is a predicted model, not a curated record. Lineage: Eukaryota; Fungi; Basidiomycota; Tremellomycetes; Tremellales; Bulleribasidiaceae. The coding region runs from base 1 to 2328 and encodes 775 amino acids. The transcript has 6 exons.